UCUGUUCUGCUCAGAUGAAAAGAAGUUAAAAAAUCCUGCUGUCAGGAGAGACAGGCUGAGAAAAGCUGAAGAAGGAGAGACGGCUGCUAGAGAGAACACAACCCGAGAGCGGCCCGUCGGGGGCACCCGGCUGCGCUCUGCUCUCAGGGAGGAGCUGAGGAUGAUCCACGAGAAGAUGGUGGCCAAGAGGAUCGCUCGCAUGGCUCUGGCCGAGAUCAGGGCCUUCCUCGCCGAAGAAGAGGAGAAGAAGGAGGCAGCCUGGGAGCUGAAGAUGAAGACGCUGGAGGAUGCACAGGAGCAGCUGAGGGAGGAGAGGAGGAGGGAGGCAGAGAGGCAAAGGAUAGAGAAAGAAAAGGCAGAGAAGGAGAGGGUAGAGAAGGAGAAGGCAGAAAGGGAAAGGAUAGAGAAAGAGAAGGCAGAAAGGGAAAGGAUGGAGAAAGAGAAGGCAGAGAAGGAGAGGAUCAGAGAGGGAGAGACUUGAGAAAGAAAGGAUUGCCAAAGAGAAAGCGGAGAAAGAGAGGCUGGAGAGGGAACGCAUCGCUAAGGAAAGAGAGCGAAUCGCCAGAGAGAGAGAGCGGCAAGAAAAAGAACGAGUCGCCAAAGAAAGAGCAGAAAAGGAGAGGCUGGAGAGGGAACGCAUCGCCAAAGAAAGAGAGAGAAUCGCAAGGGAGAAGGAGAGGGUGGAGAGAGAGAGGGCCGAAAAGGAGAGGCAAGAGAAGGAACGAAUGGCCAAAGAGAGAGCAGAAAAAGAAAGGCUAGAGAGAGAACGUAUUGCCAAGGAAAGGGAGCGAAUCGCCAGGGA
Messenger RNA from Sander lucioperca (pikeperch), 802 nucleotides. RefSeq lists its product as uncharacterized. The coding region runs from base 161 to 481 and encodes 106 amino acids. NCBI's taxonomy places the organism in Eukaryota, Metazoa, Chordata, Actinopteri, Perciformes, Percidae. The record is from RefSeq and is a predicted model, not a curated record. The transcript is spliced from 4 exons.